AUGGCAGGUAAUGCAGAGUGUGCGGUGAUUGAAGCCGCAAGGCCCAAUCUUGCUAACAUGACUCAGGCUAUUGUGAAGCCUGAGAUUCUAGGGCAUUUUGAACUCAAACAGUACAUGAAGCCACCCCAACAAAUGGAAGAGAGUACAAAUGACUUGCCAAAGAAGUUGUUGCUUGACAAUCAACAGCUCAGGACCGAUUUCAGAAAUCUUGAGAGGCAAAUGGGGCAGUUAGCAACAAAUCAAAAUACUAGACCUGUAGGAGCUCUCCCUAAUGAUAUAGAGAAGAACCCUCAAGUUAAUGCAGUUACACUCAGAAACGGGAAGGAACUAGAGGAAGUGCCAAAUAAGAGAAAAGACAAGCCUAUACCUGAGGGGGAGUUGAUUCCUAAGGCGACACACGAAUCAAAGAAAAAUGAUGCAACUUCAGAGCCAGUGGAGGCUGCAAGGCCACCACCACCUUUCCCCCAGAGAUUGCAGAAAAAGAAUGAUGAUCGCAUGCUCAGCAAAUUUCUCUCUGUGUUGAGCCAGGUUCAAUUAAAUAUUCCACUGGUGGAUGUACUUCGUGAAAUUCCAAAGGUCCAAAACAAGCUCCCUCAAAAGCAUAAGGAUCCUGGCAGUUUUACCAUCCCUGUGCGAAUUGGCAAUAUUGAUGUGGGUCGUGCGCUUUGCGAUUUGGGGGCGAGCAUAAAUCUGAUGCCCUUAUCCUUGUUCAAGAAAUUAGGUCUGGGAGCUCCAAGACCAACUACUGUGAUGUUGCAGCUGGCUGAUAGGUCCAUAGCACAUCAUGAGGGAGUGAUUGAAGAUGUAUUGCUGCAAAUUGGGAAGUUCAUAUUCCCUGCAGACUUCAUUAUACUAGAUUACGAGGCUGAUGAACUGGUUCCAAUCAUAUUGGGACAACCUCUCUUGGCUACUGGUGAUGCAAUUAUUAAAGUGAGAGAGGAAAAAAUGAUUUUGAGGGUGGAUGACGAGGAAGCAGUAUUUAAUGUCUACAAAGCAAUCCAACUUCCCAGCCACUAUGAGGAGCUCUCGAUGAUAUCUGUUGCGGAGGUGGACGAGCAACUUCUUGACACGAGUGUAUAUCUAGACGAUUCUCUAGAGAAAACACUUAUGUUGUUCGAUAGCUUGGAGAUUGAUGAGGAGGUUGAGGAGAUGAUGCAUAUUCUAGAUGCAUCCUGUGCUUACAUGCAGGGGAUACACCCCUUUAAGCCCUUAAAUAGGCCAAGUGGACCUCCUCCAAAGCCGUCAAUUGAGGAAGCUCCAAAAUUGGAGCUCAAACCCUGCCGGAAAGCUAGACGACGCAUUAUGGGCAUAUCGAACUGCAUACAAGACUCCCAUAGGUACUUCUCCGUAUAA
Molecule: messenger RNA, 1353 nt
Organism: Nicotiana attenuata
Lineage: Eukaryota; Viridiplantae; Streptophyta; Magnoliopsida; Solanales; Solanaceae
Exons: 3
Coding region: 1-1353 (450 amino acids)
Source: RefSeq, a predicted model, not a curated record